Messenger RNA from Salvelinus fontinalis (brook trout), 1235 nucleotides. Its product is annotated as neuritin-like protein. Lineage: Eukaryota; Metazoa; Chordata; Actinopteri; Salmoniformes; Salmonidae. The record is from RefSeq and is a predicted model, not a curated record. Gene Ontology annotation, cellular component: plasma membrane. The transcript is spliced from 3 exons. The coding region runs from base 234 to 746 and encodes 170 amino acids. Gene Ontology annotation, biological process: neuron projection extension; nervous system development.
UGCAGCACGUUGGCCCUUUGCUCUGUUAAUCCAGUGAACACUCACUACGAUCUGCCUCUAUGCUCUGCUCUACUCUUGAGCUCUGAUGAUCCAACAAAUGAAUGACUGGACACCUCACUCUGAGAAGACACCAACAUUCUGUCCGGGAUUAUAACACUGCUGUGAACGUCAUCAGAUCAGAGCCCAUUAAUUGUGUGCUGGGGCUCCACUGGACUCAGUUGGGCUAGUUGAGUAUGAGGUCCCAUGCCUGCACCGUGACUUUCCUCCUGCCUGUUGCUCUUUACCUCUGUCUGGCCCCUGUGUGUUGGGCUGUUGCGCUCCCUAGCUCCUGUGGCGUCAUCUACAAGAGCUUUGCUCAGUGUCUCCUCACUCUGGGGGACAGUCUGGGUGACACACAGAAAGAGCAGAGCAAACAGGACAUUGACACAGUCUGCAGAUCAUGGGAUGCAUUCCAUGUGUGUGCGAAUGCGGCACUUGCCAGUUGUCCUGGAGAUGCAGCGGCUGUGUGGGAGUCUCUGAGGCAAGAGUCCAGGAAGACACAGUUUUCUGGAAACCUCUAUGACAUGUGUGCCAGCCGCACCACACUGGCACCCAAUACAGUGCCCGUGCCACCCUCCCAGAGGCCACCAACGUCAGACCAGACCAAUCAAGAAACUCUAAAAGGGUACACGCAUCACCUUGGACCCGCCUACACCACGCUUCUGCUCUCAGCAUGCAUCUCUCUACUGCUCCUGCUCAGGAUGUAGCCCUGGCCUCCCUCAGACUGCUAUAGGUUCUCUGUGAGCCUUGUGUUUAAAUGGACUGAGCAUCAAAUUAACCAACACACACUUGUAAAAACCCCUCACUCCAACACACGCAAGCGCACUCCAAAAUGCAUACCUCCUCCAACACGCAUCCACACACACACAGAAACGCAAGAAAAGACUCCCAAGCGUUAUGGACAUCAUUAUUAUGCAUAUUAUGUCAAAUAAAAUUUCUAUGUCAACCUCUCUGUGCAAUUGUCUGUAUACCACCUAUCAUUUAUAAGAGGGAAGUACUGACAUUACUGAUACUGACAUUACUGAUACAGAGUUGCUCUACAAUCUACAGAUUGUGUGAACUCUGUUUUUAUAUGUGACAUGUGUAGUGGGGCAAUAUUUGAUACAUGUAUGUAUGCAUAUGUUAUAUAUACCUCACAUGCAACUUGUAAAUAAGACUAAGCAAUAAGCCCAUUAACUGAAUUCUGACUUCAUAAG